This is a messenger RNA of Hibiscus syriacus, 779 nucleotides long. RefSeq names its product cytochrome c-type biogenesis CcmH-like mitochondrial protein. Lineage: Eukaryota; Viridiplantae; Streptophyta; Magnoliopsida; Malvales; Malvaceae. The record is from RefSeq and is a predicted model, not a curated record. Bases 181 to 660 code for a protein of 159 amino acids. The transcript is spliced from 4 exons.
GUUAUUCUGCAGGGAGCUGCUGAAUAUCAAAGUUGUUCAUUGCAGUCGAUUCUUUUGCAUCAAACUUAUUUCUGAAUACAAAUCCAAAGAUACUGGCUUUGCUAAACGAUGUCAUAGAUGAAGUAAUGAAAUGAGACAUGUUCACCAGUUUGUUUGAGACUGCAGUGAUUUAUUUUGACAAUGGAAAACAAAGAUGAUGAAGUGAAAAAAGCACAAGUUGUGGAAGCCAGGGCAAGAAAUAUCAGCCACAACGUGCGAUGUACAGAAUGUGGGAGUCAGUCCAUUGAAGAUUCACAAGCAGAUAUCGCAAUCCUCCUCAGGAAGUUAAUUCGUGAUGAGAUUCGAGCUGGAAAGAGUGACAAGGAGAUUUACAGAAAGCUUGAAGAGGAUUAUGGCGAGACGGUACUUUAUGCCCCAAAGUUUGAUCUGCAGACUGCAGCUUUGUGGCUAUCACCGCUUCUUGUUGCAGGAGCUGCUGCAGGGGUGUGGGCUUACAAGAAACACAGACAAAAGGCUAAUGUGCACAUCAUGGCUUUGGACCUUGUUAGAAGUGUUCCAUUGACCCCCAAGGAGAAGGAAACUAUGCUAGACUUGCUCACACCUCCUCCCCCACAAGGUGUCACUCCUUCCUCCUUGUGGAGCCGGUUGCGAGGUAGAUGAUGUUUCUCAAUUUUUCCAUCUCUUUCUUACUAGACCUCGAAGUUUCUUUUAAUGAUGAAUAAUGUACAUGGUGAUGAGUCUCGGGUUUGAUUAUGAAAAUUAUAUUUGCAUCUGUUCUA